This is a messenger RNA of Monomorium pharaonis (pharaoh ant), 3044 nucleotides long. RefSeq lists its product as uncharacterized. Lineage: Eukaryota; Metazoa; Arthropoda; Insecta; Hymenoptera; Formicidae. The record is from RefSeq and is a predicted model, not a curated record. The transcript has 3 exons. Bases 103 to 687 code for a protein of 194 amino acids.
UUAAUUACGCAUUUUUUAUUUUAACUAAAUUUUAUAUUAACUAAAUUUUUAAGUAAUUUCUAAUCUACUGAAUAAUUGAUAUCUCCACGAUUUGCUGUCAAAAUGUUCAAGCAACGCAGAAUUAAAAAAGCCUGCAAAAAAAUGUCCGGAAACCAUCGUAGUGAAAUGUCUGUGGAGUUCAAUAACCUAUCCUCAUCAAUGUCAAACGUCAAUAGCACUACUUGCUUCAGCAGGAAGUCGAAAUGUACGUUCUCAACAAUUUCAUCAGUGACAUCAAAUAAAAACUGCAAAUCUAUGAUAAUUAAACAGCCACAAAUUAUUACAAAAGGGCUUGAAAAUGCAGCAGUGCAUUUUGGAAAUUUUUAUGGUCUUUGGGAUGAUGUAGAAAAAGCAGAUUGCAAGAAUCAUUUAAGAGGAGAAAUGGUGGUCAAAAAACCACAACGAUUAGAAUUCACUAGACAGAUGGUGCACAAACUGGAGAGAGCAAUGGAUGCAGAAGAUUAUGCGCGACAAGUGUCGGUUCUUCUAAGGAAGACUGUAGAGCCACCCGAUUUCAGAUUGAAUCAACUUCUAUCUAAAGAUUCAAUUCCUAACGCAAGUCGAAGUUCCUCGGAUUAUCCACUCUGGUACAAGGAGCCUAAGAUAUCGUCAGUGUUCUCAAAUCCAAUCGCUCAAUUUAAAACAUAAUCCUUGCAAAAUAAUUUUUAACAGACAAAAGCGCUUUUCAAAAGAAUUAAACGACAGGAAUUAUUUUAAACUUUUUAACUGUUUAAAUGCAACUUAUAUGUAAUUAUAUUUGUUAUAAUAUAAUUAUAUUCAAUUUAACAAUUUUCACUAAAAUUGUAUUAAAAAGUUGCAAUUUAUUUUAGUCAAAUGUAUAAAUUCUUAAUUGUUUAUGUCAUUAAUAUUGUUUCGAUCUGAUCAAAUAUAGUCGUAUUAAAAAAUUAUAAUAAAAAUAACUUGUUAGAGAUUUAAUUUCAUCCUUGUUACAAUUCCAGAUUAAUUGCAAAAUGCAUCUAUGUAAUCUUUAUUUGUUAUAACAGUAUAAAAUUAAUUAUAUCUUUUUUUAAAAAAAAGACAUAGUAAUUAAUGUUAUAACGGCACGCAGAUUGAGUAUUGUCCAAAGUUGCAAAGCCGCGAGGCUUUUAUUUCGGUAUUCAUUCUGCGCGCUAAUUAAGAGUCGUGGUCAUUAGUUUGCAUGGUGUUACGCCGUAAUUAAGCGUCGCUAGACUAUUACGAAUGCCACUGCUGGAAUAAUUAAUUAAGUCUAGAAGAACUAUAAAGAUAUACACAGGUGAAAACAUUGUUAAUUUAAGUUCUAAGUGACAAAUAACCGGAAAUUUUUUCUCAAUGUGCAGUCACAGUCGUAUUUGAUUUUUCAAUCUUCUGAUUGGUUUUAUGCAAAGAUCCUCAGUAUUCUAUGAUCAAAUGUAUAUAUACAUUUUUUCUUGUUUUUACACACGCGCGCGCACACACAUACACACACACACACACACACAAGAAAAAAUACACGUGGUUUAAGAUUAAUAAUAUUUUGAGUAUGUGCAAAGAUAAACGGAAUAAAUUAAUAUAAUAAGAAAAUGAUUCUGUGCACAAACUGUUUCCGAAAAACAAGGGGCGCUGUACGUUAUCACAAGACCGGCACGUAUUGUUUUCGCCUCAAUGAAAAUCCAAGGGGAGAUGCACGGUACGUAGGGUAGUACUUAUCGAUUAUUCCGUCUACCAGCGUAAAGACGAAUUCCAUGUAUCUUUGACGAAAGCGAACAUCCGACUACUGGGAAACGCCAGACUCGCACGGAUAGGGAUGCGUUAAUUUUAUUAAAAACGAAUUUUAAAUGGGUAGACCGACAUAUGGGUUUUAACUUUAAAUCACAACCGUAUAAAAUGUGCCGAAACAAAAUUUUGAUAUUCACAUAAUAUUUAAUCCUGUUAUAAAAGAUUGUUAAUCUUUUUGUGAUUUAUAUAGAUACAUAUUCUCACCAAAGGAACUGGCACGCAAACACAAAUGUGUAUAUAAGUAAUUUAUAAAGAUUUGAAAAAUUAAUUUAGGAACAUAUAAAACUAGACAAAAAUAUAACUGUAUAUAUAUUUUUUGAGGAAUUAAAAUUAUCAAAACAAACAAGUAGAUAUUUGUAUAUACAUAGAUUUAUUCUUUUUCUGCAAACUAUACAAUAUGGUCCACGCGAUUGAGAAUCAUUUAAAUAAAUUAAUGACUAUUACGAUCACUUAAUGACGGAAUAACAUGUAUGAAUAUAUGUGAAUAUAACAUAUACAUAUAUACCUUUUAUAAACGUACAUAAAACUUCUGUAUCUUUUAUAUGUAUAUGAUGUGAAAUGGUAAUUGCAAUUCGGUUUAUAAUUUUAUUUGCGUGUACAUUUGUCAGUUAUUGUAAUGCAAUUUAAAUUUAAACGGUAUCAUACAUCUUGAACAAAAUAAAAGUUAUACAUUCAUUUGCAAGAGCAUCAAUUAAAUUAAUACUAAUUAGUAUAAAAUGCACUCAAUUUUCAAUAAAUUUAUUUAGUUACACUUAAAAAUAUUAUAACAUUGUAUAUAAAAGGUAACAUAAUAAAAAAUUGAAAAAAGAUGAUAAAUAGUAUAAUUAUACUACUAUAUUUUGGAUACCUCUCUGAAUGAAACACAACUCAAUAAAAAAUAAUUCGAGUAUGCUUCAUGAUAUUGCAACUAUUCAAAGAGUGCAACAUUCAGAAUGUAUAAUGCCGCUUAAAUCAGUUUUAUAAGUUUUACUUGGUCUGUCAAUUCUUAUUAACGAAACCAGAUAACCGGUUUUGAAGAUGUAAAAAUUGCACCAUUGUCGAUGAUUACGAUUAUUUUAUCUUGAUGUCGAAUCAAAUUGAAAGCAGUGAAAUACAGUACAAUACAACAAUGAUACGUACUUCAUACAUUUGAUGCAUUCUACUGCAUUCCAUAGAAUAUGAAUGAUAACUCAUUCGUGUGAGCACGGUGCAAUUAGCUCCCGUCUGAUUGAUACUUUUGAGGCCUUCCCUAGGUCUUUUUCCAUGAGUAAUACAUUUCCAAAGGUCGA